CGCCUUCUCAGAGCCAAAUUACGACACCUCACGAUAAAAUUAUGGCUCCAGCACUUGGAAAGCGAAAGCGCGUCACACGCGCCGAACUCGAGCAAGAAUCGCGGUCACCAUCGCCUUCGUCAGGCUCGAGCGACGACUCUGGUGCAGAGGAUCUCCAAGCAGUAUUUCGCCGCGCUUUCGAAGCAAAGUUUAAGCCUCUACCGACAGAUCCCAAGAAACUCAAGAUUGAAGAGCCCCCUGUACAGAAGGAUGAAGAAGAAGACGAGGAAGAGUCAGAUUGGUCAGGCAUCAGCGACAACGAAAACGACGUCGAAGUAAUCGAAUACCACGACCCACAUCGCGAACUCGACGACACCGAGCGCGCAGAAAUGAAGGCCUUCAUGUCCUCCAAACCGCCUACCUCAGCCUCGAAAUCUACCAGUACCUCAUUAUCCCAGAAGAGAAACAAAAAGACCGAAGACACCGACACAACCGAAGCCACAAAUCUCAAAAACGACCUCGCGCUCCAGAAAUUACUCCGCGAAUCCCACCUCCUCUCCACUUCUUCUUCCGGAACCUCAACCCCCAACACACUAACCACCACUGGUGUCGACCGCCACAAAUCAAUGGACCUGCACCUCCAAUCCCUCGGUGCAAAGAGCUCCAUCUUCACUCAGAAAAAGAUGCCCAUGGCCCAGCGCAAACACAUGGAGCUUAAGGCACGCACGACGGAGGCAAAGCGUAGAGCGGACGCCAGGGAAGCAGGUAUUGUGCUGGAAAGGGAAAAUAAAAAGUCGACGGGCAAGAAGGUGGAGAAGAAGAGGGAGAGGGGUGUCGGUGGGCCGAGUAUAGGCAAGUUUAGGGGCGGUACGUUGAGUUUGAGUAAGAAGGAUGUUAGAAGUAUUACUGGUGGUGGAGGGGCUAAGGGGAAAGGCAAGGGGAAGAAGGGGAAGAGGUGAGAUGGUGAUGAAAGUGGAAUGAUACCCUUGAAUUUGAUUAUGUGUUAUUUUACGGUUAUGCGCGGUGCAGACUUCUUACUUUUGUGUGUGCCGUCUUUUUGUUAAGGACUAUCGUGAGAGUGGGUUAUGAGCCAAGGUAUCCAGCAAUUGUGGAUGUGCGAGAUGGUAGAGAGUUGCAGGAAGAGUUCGAGGGAACGAGAAGAGGAGAAUGGUGCACAAUGCGCAAAUCAUAAGAGGAGUAAUCUUCAAAGGAGUAUCAGCAAUGGAGAAUAAGAUAAUAACAUGCCGCAAUGGGUUUUCCAAUGAAGUGGAUGGGCGU
This is a messenger RNA of Bipolaris sorokiniana ND90Pr, 1257 nucleotides long. RefSeq lists its product as uncharacterized. Gene Ontology annotation, biological process: maturation of SSU-rRNA from tricistronic rRNA transcript (SSU-rRNA, 5.8S rRNA, LSU-rRNA). The record is from RefSeq and is a predicted model, not a curated record. The coding region runs from base 42 to 938 and encodes 298 amino acids. Gene Ontology annotation, cellular component: nucleolus. NCBI's taxonomy places the organism in Eukaryota, Fungi, Ascomycota, Dothideomycetes, Pleosporales, Pleosporaceae. The transcript has a single exon.